GUAGGGAGGCACGAAAUGGCAGCGUUCCUCGGGUCAAAGUGCUCUUCAGUUGGGCGUGCUAUGAUGGGAAGCCUUGGAAACAAUCUGUACGGGGGCGCUACCUCGUCUAUUGAAACGGUGGCAAGACCAUCUCGUUCUGAUGUUGUCUGCCAGCAAAUCAGAACAUUCAUCCAGAUGAGAACAAACCUCAAGGUGGUGGACAACUCCGGAGCCAAGCGGGUUAUGUGCAUACAGUCCCUUAGGGGGAAGAAAGGAGCGAGGCUCGGGGACAUGAUCAUCGAUUCUAUCAAGGAAGCGCAGCCUCGCGGCAAGGUCAAGAAAGGAGACGUGGUCUAUGGGGUGGUCGUCCGUGCUGCCAUGAAGAAGGGCCGCAGCGACGGCAGCGAGGUCCAGUUCGACGACAAUGCGAUCGUCAUCGUGAACAACAAGGGCGAGUUGAUUGGCACCCGCGUCUUUGGUACGGUCCCCCACGAGCUCAGGAAGAAGAAGCAUCUCAAGAUCCUGGCACUUGCCGAGCACAUAGUUCGAGAUAUCUAUCUGCUUACCUGGUAUCUAGAGUUGUUAGUUUCGUGGAAUGAAAUGGACAUCUCCAGGAUUACAAGAGUCAUCGAGUACUGCAACAAGCACGUACAGGCAAAGCUCGCAGACGUCGGGGCCUCCUCCGACACCGCCUCCGCCGCCGCUGCCACCCCCGCCGCUCCCGCUGAGGACCUUAAUAACUGGGACGCAGAGUUCGUCAAGGUCGACCAGGAAACCCUCUUCGACCUCAUCCUGCAUUGCUUGGCUGUUAAUUUGUGGCCAUACAUAGUCAUAUCUAAAUUACCUAGCAUUGCUUGA
This is a messenger RNA of Hordeum vulgare subsp. vulgare (domesticated barley), 837 nucleotides long. RefSeq names its product 50S ribosomal protein HLP, mitochondrial-like. Gene Ontology annotation, cellular component: ribosome; mitochondrial large ribosomal subunit. Gene Ontology annotation, molecular function: structural constituent of ribosome; large ribosomal subunit rRNA binding. Bases 16 to 837 code for a protein of 273 amino acids. Gene Ontology annotation, biological process: translation. Lineage: Eukaryota; Viridiplantae; Streptophyta; Magnoliopsida; Poales; Poaceae. The record is from RefSeq and is a predicted model, not a curated record. The transcript is spliced from 6 exons.